AUUUGGAGCAGAGGCGACAGAGCCCGCCGUCGCAGCCUAGCACCAUGUCCUUUUUCAUGCAACGCAUCCAGAUGUCGGAGAUAUGCCGCAACAUUGCCGAUGCCAUGACGGAUCUUCAGCUAGAGCCGUCUCUGAUGAACUGCGAGACUCUACGCGACCUAAACCGUCAGUUUGAGCACUAUCUCGCUGGCUUGCCAUUCUUUUUCAAGCUCGACGAUCGUAGCCGUCGGGAAAGCCAGUGUUUCAACCAGCAGUUCCCUCACCUCAGCACGCAACGGUGCCUGAUCCACUUGUGCGCUCACACCAGGCGCAGCAGGCUGCAUCAGCCGUGGCUAGUGCGCGGGUUCCACGAGCCGCAAUUCGCUUUCGCCAGGCAGGCCUGUCUGGAAUCGUCGCGCACCGUGCUGCAGGUGGCGCGCCUACUGGAAGACGCCGGGAAUAAGCAGCCUGUUGACCUGGCCAGGCUCAGUAUGGUCGUGCAUCACGUAUCCUUGGCCGCGGUGGUGCUCGUCGUGGACCUGUCAUCGACCAAGGUGCGCGGACCAGAGGAGGAGCAGCGGAAGCUUGAGAUCGUCGAAGCGUGCCAGAUGCUCGAGCGGGUGAAGCGGGGGUCAGCGCUGGCAGCGAGCUUUCUCGCGUCAUUGGACGAAAUACUCCAAAAGCACAAGAUCAGCCUGCCUGCGGCGGGCGCGGCGUCCGCGGCGUCCGCGGCCGCUGCUGCUGCUGCUGCGACCAGCCCCGCUGUCGGCAGUCGCGAGAAACAGCCAUUGCCGGAUUUUGGGCAGCAGCAGGCUGCGGUAGGCGCGCACGGCGAUGGCGAGCUUGAUGCUUGGAUGCAGGGCGGCGAUGUGGAUUGGGGGUUUGAUGUUGGUGUCGACGCGUGGGACGAGCUGUUUGCUGAUCUCAAUGCGUGGCCCGUGCUCACGACCGAGAGUUGGGAGUUUGCCAUGUGAUGGCGGGGGAGGUAGGAGGUUUGGUCGCUCUAGGUUUGUGUAGACGUAUUUUAGGGAAGUCAUGAGCUUUUGGGUAGCUUUUCACCUUGUUGCUUUGCGAAGUGAGGUUUACUCGCAAAAUGGGAGC
This is a messenger RNA of Aplosporella prunicola CBS 121167, 1080 nucleotides long. RefSeq lists its product as uncharacterized. Lineage: Eukaryota; Fungi; Ascomycota; Dothideomycetes; Botryosphaeriales; Aplosporellaceae. The transcript has a single exon. The coding region runs from base 45 to 953 and encodes 302 amino acids. The record is from RefSeq and is a predicted model, not a curated record.